Ruditapes philippinarum (Manila clam) is the source of this 3063-nucleotide messenger RNA. Its product is annotated as polyadenylate-binding protein 2-B-like. The record is from RefSeq and is a predicted model, not a curated record. Bases 151 to 834 code for a protein of 227 amino acids. NCBI's taxonomy places the organism in Eukaryota, Metazoa, Mollusca, Bivalvia, Venerida, Veneridae. Gene Ontology annotation, molecular function: RNA binding. The transcript is spliced from 6 exons.
CUUUGAGUUGAUAAAUAUAUCGGAAGCGAAAUUCUGUUCAAUAGAAAAUAGAUAUGUAAUUGAAAUGAAUUAAAUCCAACAAUAUCUGUGCAAUCUUUUAUACAUAUAUUAUCUUUUUUUACUCUUUGUAUUUUAAUAAUUUAAAUAAAAAUGGGAGAUGUUGAAAAUGGUCAAGAAAUUGAUCCGUUACAGGAUGAUCAGGAUGGAGUAGGCGAUUUUGACGCUGACGCAGAGGUUUCACUGGAUGAAACUGUGGAGACAGAAGCGACGUCUGGACAAGAUGCAGGCAUCGAAGAUCCAGAACUUGAAGCUAUUAAAGCUCGUGUCAAAGAAAUGGAAGAAGAGGCAGAGAAAUUAAAAGAAAUGCAAAAUGCUGUUGAUCUCAAAAUGAACAUGUCAUCACCAACAUUAUCAUCAGCAUUUCCUUCAAUUGAAGAGAAGAUGGAGACGGACACUAGAUCUAUCUAUGUUGGUAAUGUAGACUAUGGUGCCACAGCAGAGGAACUAGAACAACAUUUCCAUGGUUGUGGCUCAAUAAACAGAGUCACUAUCCAAUGUGAUAAAUUUACUGGACAUCCUAAAGGAUUUGCAUAUGUAGAGUUUGCUGAUAAAGACUCUGUGGCGACAAGUUUAGCCUUAGAUGAUUCUUUAUUUCGAGGCAGGCAAAUUAAGGUGUUUGCAAAACGUACAAAUAGACCUGGUAUUAGCUCAACAAAUCGUGGUAGAGGUAGAGGUCGAGGAAGAGGUAGAGGGGGUUUCUAUGGUGGUUAUGCUCCAAGACCAAGAGCAAGAGGAAGAUACAGAAGGGCUUCACCUUACUACUCCCCAUACUGACGUGAUGAAUAGAGGAUACUUGAUGGAUAAAUCUAUUAAUAAACACUAUUUGCUUAAGAAUGAAGAAAACACAAACAAGAAAACAAUCAAAACAUAUGCAUUUUGACUUCUAUAAAUAACAGAUAAAUAACAAAUAAAAGGACAUGAAUUCAGAUAGAAUGAUCUGAAAAUAGAUCUUGUAUAAAUAUUUGAGAAUAUCCAGAAAGAUUUUCAGCUGAAAAUAAGUAUAUAAUGCUGAGCUCUCAACAUUCUUGAGCUGUUCCAUUUCAAUUAAUAUCUGUACAGAAGAGAAGGUAUAGGCUUGUUUAUAUUGUUCUAAGUCAUAAUAUUUCCUUAUAAUUUGACAGAUAUUGUUUUCCAUUGCAAAAAAUGUGAAAAUAAGGUGGGAAUAGUACUGGUUUUAAUGAGGAUUUAAUAGUACAUUGGCAUUUUGUUAUCAGGAAGGUAAAUGGGUUGAGGAAAAGUAAUUUAAGAACUUUCAUUUUAAAUGUAGUCUUAAAAAAUAUGACUUAUUCUAUAUAUUGAUUCCAGCCCAUUUUGAAAUAUUUUUAAUGUUGACCCUCAUGUGACUAGAAUAACUUGUAGAGAAUUUAACUAUCUGUCAAAACUGUUAUCUGAACUUGUCUCUUAGGCAAAAGCUGUAAUACUUAUUCACAGAAUUCAAUAUUCUUUCACAAAAAGGGGAUAAAAGAUAAUGUAAAAACUAGCAUUUGUCAGCUUCAUAAAAAAAUGUUUGGCACUUACAAAGAAUAUAUUAAAGCUGUUUGAAUUGUCUUAUCAUGUGAGAAAGGAAACUUUCUUUUUUUAAAAAAGUAUCAAUUUGCACAUAGAAUGGUGAUUCUAAUGUUGUUUUCCCCCACAGAGAUUGGUAGAGUGAAUUUUAGUCAUACGGUUUUAAUAUAUAUAGAAUUAGUUUAAAUUAUUCACCUGAACUUUUUUAAUAAGUUUUUAUUUGUUUGAUUAUCACUAUCAUUUGUGAUUUUAUUCUAAACCCAUUUCAACCAAGAACUGCAUUGAUUAAACAUGGUUUUCAUGUCGAAUUGAUUAUUGAUAGUAACAUUUUUGUUGAUGUAUUGUUUGAGAUGAAAAAGGUACAAGGAUUUUUGUUUUGAUGCAAGAAAAUAAAAUUUCUAGAAUAAUUGAAAAUAAUUUUGCUCUUACUAAUCUGGAAUGAUACAAGUAUUAUUGUAUGUUGGCCUGUAUUAAUCUUUAUGUUAUUAUCAAGGUAUUUUACCAGCUUUUUUUACAGUGUAGCUUCAGAUGAGGAUGGCAUCUUUGGUGAGUAUAUACACAUUUAUUUUAUACAUUUCAUAGUAUUUCUAAUGAUGCUGUAAAGGAUUGUUCUCAUUUCAUGAAAUGAAAAUAAGAAACUGUAAAAUAUAUUCAACAGUUUGCCACUUCUAUUACUUACAAAUUCUCAAGGCAUAUGAGAUCUUGAGCCAAAUAACUGGGGUGAUAUUUUAGUGAUCGUCGCAUCUGGUUUGAUAAAUAGCUAAAAUUUAUGCAUGCACUACAGAAAAUGCAUUGAUCUACUUCCAAACAUUGAUGAAAUUGUUGAUGGUGUUCAUUUAGAAUCAUUUUUUAAACUUUAAUUGUAAACAUACAUGGAAUUGGAUUUGUUACCUAGAUGUGGUUGGUGUUGGUCCUCGGGUUAUGCAAACUUUUCUGUGACAGAUUAGUCUCGCCUCUUCAGAAAUCAUGUUGGAUAAGUAGUCUGUACUUUAAGAAAAUUGGUAACUACUGGUUAGUUACCCAGGAGAGCUGGUUAGGUAGACCAAGGUAUGAUCAAAAUCAAUGUGAAAAACUUACCAAUCAAACAAGAUUACCAGUAAUCAAAUAAAUUCAGAGCUUUUAACUUGAUUACCUGUCAGUACAUUUCCUGUGCUUGCUUGUCAUUUUGAUAGAUAGUAUCUUCUAUCUCCAAAUUAUGUCUUAACAGCUGACAGGUAUGUUAAUUCCUUGACUAAUUUUGGAAAGUAAGUAUAUAUUGCAAUAUAGAUUGACUUACUCACAUAAUAUGCUUUUUAAUUGACAUUCAACAUUUCAGGUAAAAAUGUAUAAACAAAAGAAAAAAGAGAAAAAUGUAGAAAAAAAGAAGAGAAAAAAAAGAAAAAGAUGUGAAAAAAAAAGAUAAAUAUGUAUAAAAAGACAUGUAAACUGUACAAAAAAAAUGUUAAUAGAAAUGUAGAAAUUGUAAACAACAUCGAGAAAUAAAAAUCAUAAAAAAUA